AUGUUUCUCCCUAGAGAACUCUGGCUACAGAUCCAUCCCCUUCUAGAUGGACCAUCGUUCCAGGCUCUUGCCCAGACGUGCAAAUGGCAAUGGCAACAAUACAAACAAGUCGAGGAAGACUUCUUCAGGGUGAUGAAUAUGAUCCCGGCUGUCCACACGUUGGCCAACCCUCCUAAAUCAUACGACCCGGACUUUUGGCGCGGUUGGUUUGGCAGUUACUUCAUGAAAAUUCUGGAGCCCAGUGGAGAUGCGGUACCCUUCACUAUCCACUUUGAUGCACCCUCCAAAGACGAUAUUGCUUCAUUGUCUUCCCAGCUAAACAAAAAGGUACAUUUCAACUUCCAGAAUCGCCCGAAACUACGUUACAUUGUCGACUUUGAGCACUGGAACGUGUCUGCGGUGGAGCUCGGAGAUCACGUGCGAAACACCAACAGAAACAGCGAACAUCGACUCGUACUGGACCACAUAUCCAACCAACUGGACGAAGUAUGCAUCGAAAACGAUGGGCAAGGCCUGAAGGUUGUCUGGAAGAAACCCAACCCCAAAGACAACCUCAGUAUCGAAACGCCCGUUGUGCCACCUCUUUUGGAUGGUAUUUUUACCUGCUGGUUAUCAGAUAGACCCAAGUCUGUCCAUGACAUCUUCUUCUAUGCCCAGAGUGACUUUUUUGACAACACUCUUGUCUACUACGUCGACUGGAGGACUUUAUCGCUUAUCCCUGUGUCCAAACAGUGCUACCCAUUCGACUCGCACCCUAUGGCGAUGAAAAAUAGCCUCUAUUCAGGAAUCUGCAAUGGCAAUUUUCUCUAUUUUACCCAGGAUACCAUUUACAUUCGAAAUAUCCUUUCCGAUAGCCUCAUGUUGCUGAGUUGUCGAGAACCCCAGCUUAUCCACUACGAUAACAGAUACUUUAUCUACAUUGAUGACAAUGGCGAGUAUGUUGUUGACGUACUACGGGGUAAGGUGAACACUCUUACUCCGCGAAACAUUCUCAAAGCUAUCCCUUCCAUUCAUAUGGUCUCUAUCACUGAAGAGAAGGGAGUGGAAUGCUGGAUACCCGGAUGGGCUAGUCUCGGACAACUUAAGGCUGGAGAGAGCAAGGCCAUGACUGCGGGUUUUGCCUAUGGAUGCAUUGAGAAUGGAGAAGUGAUUUUUCGUCGUGACAUGACGUGA
Molecule: messenger RNA, 1173 nt
Organism: Yarrowia lipolytica CLIB122
Lineage: Eukaryota; Fungi; Ascomycota; Dipodascomycetes; Dipodascales
Source: RefSeq, a predicted model, not a curated record